UAGAAAGAUAAAAGUCAAGUUUAUCUCCGCCCCCACCUCCUACAUGAGGUGCGCAAGCCCCGCCCCCCCCAUUAGGUGGAUGCAUGAGCUGCAUGCUGCAGACGGACAGCAGGGAGAUGCCAUGAGGAGCAGCCUUUAAGAUGAUACGGCUGGUAAUGAAGCAAUAAUGGAGAGAUCUGUGAGGAGAAGACGGGUCCGUCCUCAACAGGAUGCCGAACAACACAUUAAACUGAAAACUGACAAGGCUGGUCUCAGAGAGCAUUUCAUCAACCCAUACAAAGGUCGAGGUGUGUUUGCUGUGGAGGUUUUCAACCAAGGAGAUUUUGUGCUUGAAUACCGUGGUAAACUUUUCAAACAGGAUGGUCUUCUUACAAAGAAGUACAAUGACACGGAAGCAGUAUUCCUGUUUGACUUCAAAUGGAAAGGGGGAUGUUGGUGUCUUGAUGCAUCUGUUGAAGACAAAUCACUGGGAAGGCUUGUGAAUGACGAUCACAUCAAGCCUAACUGCAAGAUAAAAGCUAUUGAUGUUGGUGGGAUGCCACAUCUUUGCCUGUUUGCCCUAAGAGACAUUGCCCCAGGUGAAGAAAUAACUUACAAUUACGGGGAUUCAGACUGGCCUUGGCGCAGACAGCAGAAAAUGGCACCUGAUGUCAACGGACAGCUGAUACAUGAUGUCAGUGAACAGCUGACACCUGAUGUUAGCGAGCAGCUGACACCUGAUGUCAGGGACAGACCUCAGCAGCAAUUGGCACCUGAUGUUAGCCAGACGAUUGUGGAAGAAAGCGACAGACCUCAGCAGCAAUUGGCACCUGAUGUUAGCCAGCCAAUUGUGGAAGAAAACGACAGACCUCAGCAGCAAUUGGCACCUGAUGUUAACCAGCUGACUGUGGAAGAAAGUGACAGACCUCAGCAGCAAUUGGCACCUCAUGUGAACCAGCCGAUUGUGGAAGAAAGCGACAGACCUCAGCAGCAAUUGGCACCUGAUGUUAACCAGCUGACUGUGGAAGAAAGUGACAGACCUCAGCAGCAAUUGGCACCUCACGUUAACCAGCCGAUUGUGGAAGAAAGCGACAGACCUCAGCAGCAAUUGGCACCUGAUGUUAGCCAGCCGAUUCUGGAAGAAAGCGACAUACCUCAGCAGAAAAUGGCACCUGAUGUGAGCGAGCAGCGGACACCUGAUGUCAGGGACAAACCUCUGCUGUCAUCUAGUCCUAUGGAUGCGUCUCAGGUGUAUGAUAAGAUCAACAUAAAUAGCAGCAAUCCAGCGGCACAUACAUCUCGAAUGGCCAAAUAUAGACAGCACCAUGAGGAAUGCUUCAAUCGUCAUAAAAUUGCAGAGGAGGAGCGAAAUGCUAGAGAAAGACAGCAUACAAUGAAUUUGUUAAAGCGUGCACAACUGGUUCAACAAUUGGCACAACUGGAUACACUUCUAACUUCGCAAUCCCCAUUGCAUGAUGACAUUCAGUCACUAACCUCAUCAGAUACCUCGUCCCUGGGUGAAUCAACGAUAAGCAGUGAUCCGUUGGAAGAUGGAGAGCCAGCAACAAAAACACAGACAACAACUCCUCUUACCUUUGCUACAUCGUCAGAUGGUCAAAGAUCUUGGAAUUGUUCAGUGGAUAACUCAAAAAGGACAUCCUCAAGACAAAGACAGGCCACUUCAUAUAUGGAAACAUCCCUUGAUGAGUCCGAUCACACAGACUAUAGUGAUCAUGACUAUGUCCCAGACUCUGAAGCAGGAAGUUCCUCUGAGCCUGAUGAAGACGCACCACUGUAUCCAGCUGAGAAAAAGCCCCUGCCGUCUCUGCGAUAUCCCAUUUUAUCUCCAUCAAAACAAGAUAUUGAUUCAGGAAGCCCAGAAAAAGGAGACAGUGCAGUCAGCCCUAAGAAGAGGAACUUGCUCACUCAAAGGAAGAGAAAGAUCUCAUCCCCUAGUCCACUAAAGAGCAACUCAAACACUCUUGAGAAAAGCAGAAUCCAACAAAUUUGUGGCUCAAUUAGAGUAUUGCCUCCCUCAAAUUCUGAAAAACGUCGAGUGUACGACAAGAGGAACUACUGUCUCUUUUGCUCCCAUCCCUCAUCAAAAAUUUCACGACACCUGGAAGCUGUACAUGGGGAUGAAGCAGAGGUUGCCCUAGCAUUUCAGUAUUCAAAGAAUUCAAAAGAGAGACGCAAUAAGUUGAACAUUCUUAGAAGACGUGGAAACUUUGCCCACAACGCCAAUGUUGUAAGGGAGGGAGCUGGAGAGCUCCAGGCCUGCUACAGACCACGACAGUGUAAACGUGCCUCUGAAUUUAUUCAUUGUUUUCAUUGCCAAGGACUUUAUAGCAAGAAAACAUUGUGGAAGCACAUGAAAAAUUGCCCAGCGAAGGAAGAAACUAGUGAUGAAUCCAGCAGUGGGAGGAGGCGAGUUCGAUCCAAAUGUGCCCUUAAAACUGCCAUCGUGCGUGAGAUUAGUGAGGGCUUGAAGAAUGUGAUUUCCUCCAUGACCUAUGAUGAGGUCACUCGGAUGAUUCAAAAUGACAAACUUCUCUUGCAGUUUGGACAACACCUGUUUGAUCUGAAUGGGUCAAGAAAGAACAGACAUGACUACAUAAGGCAAAGACUUAGAGAACUUGGGCGACUUUUACUUGUGGCUAAGAAGAACACUCCCAUCCAGAAGGCAGAGGAACUCAUCUAUCCUUCAAACUUCAAUCAUGUGAUAUCUGCAGUGAAAGAGUUGGCUGGGUACAACACAGAGGACAACACAUUCCGCACACCUUCCUUAGCCCUCAAAAUUGGUAACAGCCUGGGCAUAAUCUGUGAGCUUGUGGAGAGUGAUAAUUUGUCCACAGUUGACAGAGACUGGAGUCUUGUAAAAUUUGCGCGAGAAUUCAAGACCAUCAAACAAUUCCGAUGGAAGGGAUUGAUUACCAGAGGAGCAACAACCUCUCUGAGAGAGUCAAAGUGGAAUGCACCACUGAUUAUACCUCUCACUGAAGAUGUCAAACUUUUGGACUCUCACAUGGAGAAUGUUAAAGUUGUUGCUGAAAGAAUGCUGAGACUGUGUCCCUCUGCAAAGAACUAUGCAACACUUGCCAAAGUGACACUUGCUCAGCUGAUCAUUUUCAACAGAAGACGAGAAGGAGAGGUGUCAAGAAUGGAGUUGGCCACUUUCAAAGAAAGGAGAAAGUCAGAACUCAAUGAGGACAUGGCCCUAUGUCUUACCCCACUUGAGAACAAGAUGUGUGAUUUCUUCACCAGAGUAGAAAUCAGGGGGAAACGAGGAAGAGGAGUCCCUGUGCUCCUGAAACCAUCAAUGGUGUCAGCUAUGGAGCUUCUAGCUGACACUCGUGAGCUGUGUGGCGUCUCCAAAGAGAACAUCUACAUGUUUGCUAGACCAGGAGCAUUAUCAGCUUACAGAGGGGGAGAAUGCAUCCAAACGUUUGCAAGGGAGAGUGGUGCCAAACAUCCCGAGGUCUUAACCUCAACAAGGCUCCGGAAGCACAUAGCAACAAUGUCUCAAGUUCUGAAUCUUCAAGAAAAUGAAGCAGACCAACUUGCUGACUUCCUGGGUCAUGACAUUCGUGUGCACAGGCAGUAUUACCGCCUUCCGCAGGGAACACUUCAGCUCGCCAAAAUGAGCAAAAUGCUUUUGGCUGUGGAGAAGGGGACUCUAUCACAGUAUAAAGGUCAAACCCUUGAUGACAUUGAGAUUGACCCCGAAGAAAAAGUUGAUUCCUCACAAGAUCAGGAUGCGUCAACUGAUGAGGAUGAGUCUCUUGAGUCGACCACUGAAGCAACAGGCGAAGACGGCCAGGAGCCACCAGAGACUGCACCUUUACUUCCGACCACUGCUUCCAGUUCCACUCCUCCCAGUGCUUUUCGCAUUCGAGACAACACAGGUAACUCCAAACGCAAGUGGGAAGACAGUGAGGUACAUGCAGUUGAAAGACAUAUGAUGCGCUUCAUCCACACGUGCAAGGUACCUCAAAAGAUCGACUGCAUCCGGUGCAUUAGUGCAGAACCCUAUGCACUCAAAGACCGAAACUGGACUGGAGUGAAAAAUUAUGUCAGAAAUCGGAUCACUGCCUUAAAGAGAAAGGCUUGUUCUCAGGACUCAUGCUAGCUAUUUUUUGAAGUAUACCUGUGUGAAGUGCCUGUUAUGUUAUUUUAGAGGCUAAUGUUAAAUUUGUUUAUGCCAGAAGCCUUUCUUUCUUUCUUUUCAUAUAACCGAUGUUCUUGGUUGUAGUUUGGAGCACAACCUCCUAUUAUCAUGUUGCUAGCGAGUCCAAGAAAUUGUUUCUCUGAAUAUUCUCUAGUCAAGUAUGUGAACUGACUGCUGUCCAGAUGCAUUCAUUUGAAAGCUAGCCAAGUUUGUGGUGACCUGUAGUUUUCAAGGACAUUCCAUUUGAGCUGUGUGCCACUUGUACGUGAUGUCCAUGCAUUAUGUUACUAAAA
Messenger RNA from Acanthopagrus latus (yellowfin seabream), 4440 nucleotides. RefSeq lists its product as uncharacterized. Lineage: Eukaryota; Metazoa; Chordata; Actinopteri; Spariformes; Sparidae. Gene Ontology annotation, molecular function: protein binding. The transcript is spliced from 21 exons. The coding region runs from base 167 to 4108 and encodes 1313 amino acids. The record is from RefSeq and is a predicted model, not a curated record.